ACUGCAUUUGUUUAUUCAUCGACGCUGGCUGAGCCACGAGACACAUGGUGCACAUUACCCUUGUGUGUGUGGAUGAGUGAGUCAUGAGCGACUAAUGCCGCCAGAGGUAAGUGAGGUGACACACACAUAAAUGACAGACUGUCCACAGUAGUCUCACACGCACUCAUGAAUCCAUCCGGGCAGCCAGGCAGCCAAACCGCAACAUGCCCCCCUCUCCCCCUCUCGCUGUCCGUAUACACCGAAAAAGACUGGGGACCAAUGCCAAGCAAUCUGUCUUGUUCCCUAUUCAACCUAUUCAAUCACUUCAGUCCACCGCGUCCUCUCCCCCGCGCCACACCAUGCCCCCACGAUGCCCGUCCACUAUCGUGGUGAGGGUCCGGCUCAGUCGUGCAGACACAAACGCAGCACCGAUCCGGGUCCCCCAACAGCUCCAUUAUCGCCGUGUGCCCUUCGCCGACCGCCCCACCCAGCACUAUCAGUCGGCCACGAUGGCCCCCGUCGACUUGUCCAACACGGCCGCCCCCGCCCCCCACUGUGUGUCAUCUGUGGGAGAGGCCGCCAGCAGCUCAUUCACGCGCCGGGAUGCAGCAGAGGCACGACAGUAAGACACCCAGGAUCUGAAGGUGCGGAUGUGGCGGCUGCCACAAAGCCAGUAGAACAGGACGAAUGCCACCAUUGAUGUGUAGUUGGCUUAUGUGCCGCCGUCUAGCUGUGUGGGCGGGUCGGCGGGAUCCAAUGCAGCAUGAGGGAAGUGUGGACUCGGUUCGGUGAGGAGGGUGGGGAGGCAGUGGGUCUGAGAGCGGAGAAUCUUGUUGCGGGUCCACCAGCUGUAUCUGUUGGCCGUUGUGGUUCAAAGUGAUCAUCUAUCCCGCCACACAUUCCGCCCCAGGUGAUGUCCCAGCACACCCAUCACAGCAUCGCGCAUCUGGACGAGGGGGCCCACAAGGUCGCGUAGAUGCCCACAUAGCGUCCAUCCCCCCACUCCUCCAGCUUAAUGAGUGCCAUGUGUCCCUCGCCCAUCGCCUCACUCCCAAGCACCACCAGCCGCUCAUGGCCCUCCCCGUCAGACCACUUCUCGUCGAACACGGCCGCCCCCGCCCCCCACUGUGUCGCAUCGCUGGGAGGGGCCGCCAGCAGCUCACACACACGCCGAUAUGCAGCAGGGUCAGGACGGCAAGACCACCAGGCUUUGAUGCAAGGGAUGUGGCCGUCUUUAUAGAGCCAGGAGAGCAGGAUGAAUGCCACCAUUGAUGUGUAGCUGGGGCUCGUCCAGUCGCUCAGCUUAGUGGGCGGAUUGGCGGGGUCGAAUGUGUCGUGAGGGAAGAGGGGGCUGCCAGAGGGGAAAAGCGUGCGGAGAUAGUAGCUCGUCUCGACAGGGAGGCGGAAAAACCUGUCGCCGUUCAUCAGUCGUCUCUGUUGGCCUCGAAAACUGACAGUGACAUCUCGGCUGAGUAUCUUCCACCGCCGGACGGCCUCCGUCUCGCCGAUGAAGGCCGCCCGGCUGCCAAACACACUGAAGUUGUCGUCACUCAGCACCACAAUCCUCCGGCCUCGCAGCAAGUACAGCAUCUCCAGCACAGGCCGCCAUCUGGCCCAAUCGCCGCCCCUCUCGAAGAUGAAGAGCCGACGUGUGAUGGCCACAAUGAUGGACACCCUCUGGGUCAGCUGAGGCAUCGGCACCUCCAUCAGACCGCCAAAGAUGGCCUCCACCACGACGGGCAGCAGUCGUAUGAGAAUGGGCAGCAGGACGGCGGCGGUGAAUUGGGUGGGAUGGGCGGCGAUGAGGGCCUCCAGCUGUGAGUAAUUCCUGACGUACUCGGCAACUAAGGGCACCGCCUCAUCUGGCACAUCAGCGGGACUGAUGAGGCGAUCAUACUGAUGCUGCUGGUGCUGAUUGACACACGACACAUGGCUGGCACCUGCACCACCAUCAGCACACACACACACACACAGACAGUCAGCUGUGUGCCGGCAUGAUUGUGCCUUUCUGCAGCGAACGUGUUGGUCACCAUUGGCGGCCGACGCAGCGGACGAUGUCGUGUUCUUAGAUAUGCCAUUCUCGACACGAGCAGCCGAUGUCUGCAAUCAACGCAGACAGACAGGCAAACAGACAGACAGACAUCAUGUGUGCCUGCCGGUGCUGUCCUUCUCCGCUCGCCUCGCCGUGCAUAGGCCCUUCAGCCACCGCCAUAGACCAAGCAUGCCGGAGGAAGAGGCCCUUGUGAGUCACAGAUCUGCCACAAUCACACGCAGAGACCACACAGGCCGUCAUUGCUGAUCUCAUAAGGCCCUCUUGGGUGCCCUCCCUCACCUCAAUGCGUCAGAUCAGCGCCGCUCAGAGAGAUGACGGCCACAUCUCUGUUGAUCGAUGUCAUCACAGCGGCGCUUCGGUCACCUCCCAGGCACUCCACGCCGCCCUGUUAUCGCAAAAAGGCAAAG
This is a messenger RNA of Vitrella brassicaformis, 2439 nucleotides long. Lineage: Eukaryota; Vitrellaceae. The record is from the annotation of a GenBank genome assembly.